AUGGUGUGUCCAGGAAAGCCAGGAGCAUCUCUCCUCAUGCUGUCGAUGCUGGUUCACAUUAUAGAUUCGUACCCCAACAAUGAAAUUGCACGAGGUGGCUGUGAUGAAUGUCGACUCCAGGAGAACAAGCACUUCUCCACGCCCAGCGCUCCAAUCUUCCAGUGUGUUGGAUGCUGUUUCUCCAGGGCCUACCCUACACCACUGCGGUCCAAGAAGACCAUGCUGGUGCCAAAGAACAUCACAUCCGAGGCAACGUGCUGCGUGGCCAGAGAGGUGACAAGGCCGGACAACAGGAAUAUUGUGAACCACACGGACUGCCACUGUAGCACCUGCUACUACCACAAAUUUUAAACCAUGCAGCAUGAAGCACUGGACAAGCCAAUGCAACACUUGGCUGACGCAUUCUGGG
This is a messenger RNA of Conger conger (European conger), 409 nucleotides long. Its product is annotated as glycoprotein hormones alpha chain. Gene Ontology annotation, biological process: thyroid hormone generation; positive regulation of steroid biosynthetic process. Gene Ontology annotation, cellular component: extracellular region; follicle-stimulating hormone complex. The coding region runs from base 1 to 351 and encodes 116 amino acids. Gene Ontology annotation, molecular function: follicle-stimulating hormone activity. Lineage: Eukaryota; Metazoa; Chordata; Actinopteri; Anguilliformes; Congridae. The record is from RefSeq and is a predicted model, not a curated record. The transcript has 3 exons.